Messenger RNA from Papaver somniferum (opium poppy), 540 nucleotides. Its product is annotated as heavy metal-associated isoprenylated plant protein 3-like. NCBI's taxonomy places the organism in Eukaryota, Viridiplantae, Streptophyta, Magnoliopsida, Ranunculales, Papaveraceae. The transcript has a single exon. Bases 1 to 540 code for a protein of 179 amino acids. The record is from RefSeq and is a predicted model, not a curated record. Gene Ontology annotation, molecular function: metal ion binding.
AUGGUGGCUAUAGUUUUGAACGUUAGUAUGCGUUGCCAAUGUAAUGGUUGUAUUAAUGAAGUUAUUAAAUCCAUUCAAAGUUUUAAAGGUGUUGAGAAAACUCAAAGAGAUAGUGCAACAAACGAGAUAAUUGUGAUAGGAAAAAGAGUUGAUCCAGUAAAACUAAGAGAAUAUAUUGCGUUAAAAACUAAAAACAAAGUUGAACUUAUUUCCCCUCUUCCUAAGAAACCAGAAAAGGAAAAACCCAAGGAGAAGAAAGUUGUCAAAAAGCAGGCGCCUCAAGUGAUGAGUACUGUUAUUCUAAAGAUUGAUUUACAUUGUGCGGAUUGUAUUAACGAAAUUGAGAAGUUUAUGACGACGUAUGGAGGAAUUGAUAGGGAUUCAUUCCGCGUUGAUAAGGACAACAAUUUAGUAAAAGUGAAACGAACAAUGGAUGUUACAGAACUCACAACUUCUUUGAAACAAACACUCAAAAGAGAUGUUCAUAUUGUUCGGCGAAGGAAGGCAAUGUCGGGGAACAGAAAGAUGGUGAUGAGAUGA